AUGUGCAAUACUAAUAUAGCAACCUGUUCAUCUGGUCUGGCAUUCAAUUGUACCGUUCCAACAUUUAUAACAUCAACCACAACAACCUUCAAUAUUACAACAAAUAAUACAACUACAAUUUCUUCGACUACUAUUAUGAAUACGACAUCAAAUGCUUCAUUGGUCAAUACGACGGCACCCACUGUCACGAACACUGCCUCAAACGCGACAACUGUGAUCACAACUGCGACUUCUUCAAGCAGUAAGUAAAAUUGAGAAUAACGCGUUCGUCUAGGGUAAACACAUUUUAGCUAUUAUGAAUACGACAGUAAAUCCUUCAUUGGACAACCCAAAUUUAUUGAAAAUUAAGUCAUUUAAUGGCAUAGAAGGGACAAUUAAUAAAUAAAAGAAGAUCGCUAGUCGAAUUGUAUUGUCUAAUUGAGUUAUAAAUUUGAUUUUGGUCUCUUCGAGUCUUCUUGUUUGUAGAAUGCAAACAUUCUUUUAGGAAUCAAAAUCGGAAAGUAGUGAUUAUUCGCCAUUACUUCAGUCUAUAUGAUGAAGGCCGUUUUGGCAAGGAAAUAUUGUAGAAUUUUUGAUAACCUUAGUGCGCUAUUCUGAAUGAGAAGUUUGUCAUACGGUUUUAGAAAUAUUGCUAUUUAAUUUCUUUUGACAAAAGGUGUGGCAUCAAAUGGUAAUAGCACUACUGCAGCAUCGAACUCUGCAUCGUCAGACUCUGCUACACAGGUUACUUCUUUCGUGCUUGUUCUAAAAUAGUGACUGUUUCAUUGCUUUUUAAAAUUGUUAGAAUUCAGUCAACACUGGUUUGACCAUUGGCGUUAUAGUAUGCGGAGCACUCUUCCUCGUCAGUACAUCAGUUGCAGUCGUAUUGGUUAUCAAGUUAUGUAAAAAGUAAAUUUUAUCUUAUUGAACUUUGUAAUUUUAUUAUUUCAGUGUUUUUACACUUAUAGGAGUACACCGUUCACAAACCGAAUUAAACCUGAAAACGAUCUAAGCAACUCAGUCGAAUCAAUGAAAGAAACAAAACCUGAAAACGAAAUAAACAACUCAGUCGAAUCAAUAAAAGGAACAAAAGCUGAAAACGAAAUAAGCAACUCAGUCAAAUCAAUGAAAGAAACAAAACCACAAACUCCGCUUCAUGAAAUGAUUCGAGCGAAUCGUACCCAUUAUUUACGGAUGAAUACUCGCAAAAAGUCCGGAUGAAACCAUAAUUCAAUUGAACUACGAGAGAAAGACUCCUUUUUUUUGCUUUCCGAUGGAAUUUUCAAUUCUAUAUCACGACAGCGUUUGAAUUAGAAUUUCUCAAUUACAGCAUGAAACAAGUAUUCUCUUCACUAUCUCAUUAAGAGGAAUUCUUUUAAGGGGGCCCCCUCAGAAACGAACGUUUUUAUUUUUCCAUGGAAUUCAACCAAAAUUUCAGAGAAUGUUAGUCUUGACCGGAGUAGAUUAUGGUUAAAAUAUCUUCUCAAAUCUGUGAGUUAUUCACGAGUUAUCAUCUAUCUAUUGGUCAAAAGUACCCUGUACACUGGCAAGAUUUUCACAUUCAGGACACGAGCUAAUAUAGCAGGGCUGUUUUUAAGUUGUAGAGUACCCUUGGUGCUAGAUCAUCACAGAGUCUGAUUUUCGAAAUUCCCAUUAUUUGUUUUAUAAAAACCAUUUUCCAAAAACUUCUCAAAUUCAUGACCUAAAAACCGCUAAUAUAAAUGAGACAUGUGAGUUUUUUAUUUGGCCAAUAGAGAAAUACAAAAAUAUCGGGCUCUGUGAGGAUCUAGCCCUAACUGCCUUCUAUGUAAUAAAAAAACAUUAUCAUUUCCAUGUCGAUUCGUUGUGGAAAAAAACCUGCCCGCGUAAACUGCAUGCACGAAAAAAACUGAUUUUGAGAAAAACGAAAAAUAAGUAUUAGAAACCGAUUUUUCCUAAAAAAUCACCUGAUUUAUAUAUCAAUAUUCAAGACAGGCUAUAAAUAUGUGACCUUAAUAUUAAGUUUUAAUAGUCUCGUAGUGAUUAUCAUAAAAAAAACUUUGCCAAAUACUGAUGCAAAGACAAAGGAGCCUAAAAAGUCGAAAAAGCUUGAAAAAAACCUGUGAAAAUUUCUCGAAAAAUUUGAUAGGAGGAGCCGAGUUUUAGAUGAUAAACUCUUCAAAAUCAAUUCAUUUUUUGAUAAACCAUAGAUAUUCUGAAAGAGGAGACUUUGGUACAUCUUCCUAUGAUAAAACUUCAAUCUCGACUCAUCUCCGAAAAAUUGGAUUUUCUGAGGAGAGGCCCUUAAAAAGAAUGAUUAUUCAUACUAUUUAGGGUGUGGAUGUGGAUGUGGAUGUGAGGCGCGAGUGUGCGUGUGGGU
Molecule: messenger RNA, 2338 nt
Organism: Rotaria sordida
Lineage: Eukaryota; Metazoa; Rotifera; Eurotatoria; Philodinida; Philodinidae
Source: the annotation of a GenBank genome assembly